This is a messenger RNA of Penicillium soppii, 1035 nucleotides long. RefSeq lists its product as uncharacterized. The coding region runs from base 1 to 1035 and encodes 344 amino acids. The record is from RefSeq and is a predicted model, not a curated record. NCBI's taxonomy places the organism in Eukaryota, Fungi, Ascomycota, Eurotiomycetes, Eurotiales, Aspergillaceae. The transcript is spliced from 3 exons.
AUGUCUCAAACAAAGAUCCUGAUCCUCGGAGCUACCGGUUAUAUCGGUGGAAGCAUCCUCACGGACUUGCAGAACUCGAUGAAUGCAUCCCAGUAUUCUUUCUCUGCGCUUGUCCGCAACCAAGUGCAUGCCUCAAAGCUCAAGGCCAGAGGCGUUGAAUCUAUCUUCUUCAAGAGCUUAGAUGAUUUGGACAUCGUCAAGAAGGCCGCCAGCGAACAUGAUGUCGUCAUCAAUGCGGCAUCAGCUAGUAAUGACAAGGCUGCUGCCGCCAUUAUCCAAGGUCUAGCAAAGCGAAAGGAGCGUACUGGACGUGCGGUGAACUACAUCCACACUUCCGGAACCUCCAUUCUCGGCGAUCAACAUAUUUCUGGAAAGUUCGUUGACCGUGGCAUCUACUCUGAUGCAACUGAUGAUAUCUAUGCGUACGAGAAGGGCCGCGGUCCCUACGGCCAACGUAUCACUGAUAUCGUUGUGAUUGAAACCGCAGAGAAGCUUAACGUCCCCACUUACAUUGUUGUGCCGCCGACCAUCUACGGCGAAGGCAGUGGCCCUGUUGCGACAAUCUCCCAACAGGUUCCCAACCUUGCACGUGAGGCUAUCAAGAGAAAACAGGCAAUUGUGAUUGGAAAGGGAGAUGGAAUUUGGAACCAUGUCCACAUUCUUGAUCUCGCUCCCUUGUACACUCUGCUUCUCGAAGGCAUUUUGGCUGGUCGCCAGGAUAUUCCUUCCGGACGCAAGGGCAUCUUCUUUGCUGAGACAGGCGAGCACACCUGGCUGGAUGUGUCUCGUGGCAUUGCCGAGGCGUUGUACGCUCGGGGCUUGUUGCCCACGAACGAGGUCAAGGAAGUUUCCCUCGCCGAGGCCGCCCACAUUGCUGGAGGCAAGGAGGAUCUUCUGGAGGUAACAUUGGCUAGCAAUUCGCGAUCCCGCGCCGAUUUGAGCAGAAAGCUGGGAUGGAAGCCGACCAGAGAUGAUGCUGAUUUCCACAAGCACUACGAUGAGGUGAUUGCUGCUGUUGCUCAGGAGUUUCAGUAG